GCAAGAAGUCGUAGACCACAAAGUCAGUUGGGGGGCUAAGUUCACGUUCCCGUGCAAGAUGAUGGCUAACGCCUCCACGGGGGUUAUGGAAAGGUGCCUUCUGAGGGUGUCUAUCAGGAAAGAGUCGAAGGGCGGCAGAUCGUUCAACAAGCUCGGUUUCGUGGAUCUCAAUUUGGCCGAAUACGCUGGAGCAGGUCUCAUCCACAAGAAGGCCCUGCUCGAGGGCUACGACGCCAGACACCGGCAAGACAACAGCAUGCUCAAGUUCAAGAUGGAAUUGAACAUGAUAUCGGGUGAUAUACUUUUCAAGGCUCCAUCUCCGUCGCUCAAGCAGAAGCAAAUGAACAUAGAGGAUGUCAAUAAUGAACAAAGGUCUGACGAUUUCUCUAGUGGUUCGUUAGGUGGAUCCAUCGCUAGCGGUAGUUCUGGUUUUGGUAGCCUUCCAAAGAAGAGAGCUCCUCUUUUAUCGUCAGAUCUAGUAAUAGGACAAACAUUAUCAGAAAACAACGUCCCCGUUUCUAUAGCAACGGACUGGAACGAAGCACUAACAACUCAAACGGCGUCUUCCGUACCCUCGUUGCUUCCGGCUCCGGCCGAUCACGACAUACACGAUGUUCGCGGCGAGCACGGACAUUCCAGAAACUCUUCCAACACCAGCCAAUUGUCCAAAGCUUCCGGAUACAGCAGCAUACACUCCUUGUCGCACAGCAGGCAAUCGAGUUCUGGAGAUUCGGGUCAUAUCAGGGACCUACCUAGCCGGACCGUGUUGGCACGCAACGUUUCAAACACCACCUCCGCAUAUUUCCGACCCAACCACCUGAAAAAACUCAAUAUCCCCAACACUAUCCCCUCUUCCGAUUUCGAACAUUUCUCCACGCCCAAAGCCUCGAUGACCUCGACCCCGAUCAAAUCCGCCCUCGAACUCGAGUUCUCCUGCUACUCCACCCCGAGGGGUUUCCUCUCCCAAAACAGUUACGUCAGCAACUCCAGCAAUGACGAAUACGCGACUCCGGAAGUGAGUUUUGUUAAUAAUGUCUUCCCUCGUAAUUUCAACGAACUGCAGAAGUCUUCAUCUACUUCGGUUGUCGAAAGGGUUAGGGCUGAUGACGAUACUCUAGGUGUGGGCUUGGUGGAGAAUCGCAGGUCCGACACCACCCACGAUAAGCAGCCCUGCCACGGCAACAGACUGAGUUUGGAGGAGAUCGAGAAGAAUAAGAAAAAUUCCGAGGGCGUGCUGAGAUCCAAAAGCGAGUUCCAGAUCCCUCGAAUGCCUAUCAUUCCGCCGGAGAAGCCUUUCAGUAGUAGAUUCUUUAGUUCGGACAGUUUGUUUUCUUUUUUGACGCCGCGUCCCAAAAGGAAAAGCGUCACCGAUCGUAACGGUUCGGGUACUCGGCCCUCUCUCCUCACCACCGUUACCCCCACUCCCGUUUUGAAAAGCUUGCCAGACACGCGUACGACUUCCCUGAGCUCACUGAGGUCCGGACAGUCUGGAAAUGAUUGGCUUUCGGUUCAUCCUGCGCUAAGAAAUCCCAGUGCUAGUAGUUUGGUGCUUUCCGAAACUGGAUCCCUGGACAGGGCCAAAGCCGCAUACGAAAGGCGGAAAAAGAUCCAAUCUCAAGAUCCCGACAGUGCUGUUUCCGGAAGAGUGGAAACCACCAGAGUGAACCCUGACGACUUGAUAGAGGAACUGUUGAAAAGUACAAAUCUUGAGCCACCCGAUGACUCGGCUGAAACAUCAGGUCUUCAACUCUUCAUAGCCAAAGAUGGCACUGCAGCUCUGGGCAACCACGAAGUCAAAUCCCAAAUGUCUACAGGCGUACAAAGUUUCAAACAGGUUGUCAUGGACAAUAGGUAGCCAAAGUACUAGUUUCUUUACUGUUGAUCAUAAAAUGCUGUAUAAUCCAUGUUAAUAUUUUUGUUGAUAUUAAAAUAUUCUGUAGCAUUCUCACAUACGUAUUCAUGCGAAGCAUGAGUUUCAAAUUUUUUGCUCAUGUUGCUCAUUGGUUUAUUGAACCAAGAAAUACAAAAAUCAAAACAUCCGAAAGUUAGUAGUUUUCCCCAAUAUUUUCUAUACUGAAGAGCAUGUUGCUUAUAUUAUCAAACUGUGGAAGUGUUUACUUGGAAUAGUUUAUUUUACAAAUGUUCAAUUCUUGAUGUACACUAUGUACAGUAUUGAAGAAUAAAUAGUUUUAUACUAUUGAGCUAUCUGCUACAGUAUUUUUCAAAUAUCAAUAUAAUAGUAUUAAAGCUGCAAAUCAUAACGUUGCCAAUUUUUGUGAUAUAUUGUUACUCUACUCUAAGUGCAAAAAGCUACAUCACCAAUCCAUUUUGUAUAUUUUUGUGAUGCCGUCGUCAGUUGACAAUAUUAUUUAUGUAUUUAUUGUAAAUUAUUUCCUCCGAAGCCAUAUUCACUGAUAAUUCCGAGCAGGGUGCGGGUUCUAGAUGAGAAUAAACUUUUGAAAAUGACAAAGGACCCGCUUUCGGUUUGAAAAUAUCCCAGAACUAUUUACGGCAGACGCAAUUUGGAUUUUGCCAGUGUUUCAACACUUCCGAUAGGCAAUAUUUUUCAUUUGUAUUUCGAACAAUAAAGAUUAGCAUUUUGUCAAUGUAA
This is a messenger RNA of Leptinotarsa decemlineata (Colorado potato beetle), 2611 nucleotides long. RefSeq names its product EEIG family member 2. The record is from RefSeq and is a predicted model, not a curated record. Lineage: Eukaryota; Metazoa; Arthropoda; Insecta; Coleoptera; Chrysomelidae.